AUGGAAAAAGCGGAACUUUUGAAUAAUCAUUUUUCUCAAGUAUGGACACCGUCAAUCUUUAUUUCAAGUGCUGCUCUUACUCCUCGUAAAGAGCAACAAAUCGGAGUACUACCGAUUGAAAGAGAACUUGGAAGCGGAGGUUGUGGUGUUGUUUAUAAAAUUCAAAAUGCAGCGGUUGCAGUUAAAGCCGUUUAUGUUCCAUUCGUAAACAAAUUUCGCUUAAUGGAAACAGAAUCGAUUAAUUAUAAGUAUUAUCCAUUGAUUAAAACAAGGCUCGAGACAAGUACUGACGAUAGGUGUGAUUACGUUAUAGCAUAUGAUUUAAAAGUGUCACACAACGAUAUCAAACCGGAAAAUUUAUUAAUUCGUAAACAAGAUAAUCGUGUAAUAUUAAUUGAUUUUGGUAGUAUGACAUUUGUUAAUCUAUCAACAAACUUUCUCAAUGGAAAUCUCAGGACUUCUGUCUAUUUACCAAGAGAAUUUUGGUCAUUGGAACAAAUACAAAAAACACCAGCCAGUGGAGAAAAAAUAGAUGCAACGUUAUCAUUUAUUGUUGGAAUAUUUUAUUUGUUAUUUAUUACAUCGGAUUUAAAAAACGCAGACGUAAAUAUGGUCCUGGCUGUCAUGCAAAAUCUAAAAUUCUAUCAAGACGUAAACUACUUAAAUAUGGCCAAAUUUAAACCGUCAAUAAGAGAAAUGAUUAUAGGUGAGUAAGUGCAAAAUGAAUACCCUUCUUACUAAACAUGUACAUGCAUUUAUUGACAAGCAAAGUGCAUUUUGAUUACCAAACCAAUUAAAGAAAAUUUAAAUUAAAAAAAAUAUGUACAAGAAGAAUAUAUACUAAUUUAAUACCAAAUUAAUUAGUGAACAGACAACAGAAAGAAUAUUCGAACGCAAGAAUGGAAAGUAU
Didymodactylos carnosus is the source of this 910-nucleotide messenger RNA. The record is from the annotation of a GenBank genome assembly. NCBI's taxonomy places the organism in Eukaryota, Metazoa, Rotifera, Eurotatoria, Philodinida, Philodinidae.